Molecule: messenger RNA, 8964 nt
Organism: Mercenaria mercenaria
Lineage: Eukaryota; Metazoa; Mollusca; Bivalvia; Venerida; Veneridae
Product: inner centromere protein A-like
Exons: 19
Coding region: 160-3438 (1092 amino acids)
Biological process (GO): meiotic spindle midzone assembly; mitotic cytokinesis; positive regulation of protein serine/threonine kinase activity
Cellular component (GO): nucleus; meiotic spindle midzone; midbody
Molecular function (GO): protein serine/threonine kinase activator activity
Source: RefSeq, a predicted model, not a curated record
CAAUGCGAAUAAGGAUGCAUAUCCUGUCAGGAAAUGUGACAAAUUCAGAGAGUUAUCAUGAAAAUAUUGUGAUUUAUGCAAAAUUCAGACUGUACAAAAUGAUGACACUUAUCUUUAACAAACAAUUAAGUACUGUAGAUUAAUUGUGCAAAGUCUAUAAUGAUUCACAUGUAUGAAAAUGUUACAAAAUCUGGAUUAAAUGUGCACCAGCCGAAACGGAUGUCUCUCGGUUUAAACAUGGAUAGACUAUUGCAACUUGAAAGUCCCUUGUUUUAUGAUGAAGUUGCUGCAAUUCACAAGAAGGUAUAUGAAAGUGUCAGAGCCCUUGAAGAGUCCUCCUUCAGCUGGAUGGAUGGAAUUUUGGAUGAUGCCAGGAAUGUUUUUAAUCAAUCAGAUAUAUUUCUUCUGCCAAAGACUCCGUCAGCAAAACAAAAGGGUCGCCGAAGAAAGAAGUCCACCCAGUCAGCACGUCGAAAAAUCCAAGUAGUAGAAGAUCAAGAUGACUAUGUCCCUCAACAGGACGAAAAAAAACCCAGAUUGUCAAGGCAGGCAAAGAAUCGAGUACAACCAGAUGUUUCUUCAGACGAAGAUUUUAUAGAUGAACCAACCUCUAAAGUCAGUAAAGUAGAGAAGUCACCUGCUGGUCGAAGGACUAGAGCUGCAUCACGAGCUGCCACUACAUCCCGUGCAAGAAACACACGCAUUGCAAAAAAUACCAGAAAAAACAAGUCAAAAAGUCAGGAACCUGUUCUUAACAUUGAACAAAACAUAAACAGUGAGAAAGAACAGUUAAAUAUAACUCCAAAACAAAUAGGGGACAAAAACAUUGAAGAGCAGGACAGUUCAAUAUAUGAAGUAACAACAGAAACUUGGACUCAGUCAGCAGAUCAGAUUAUCAAAGUCCCACAGAACAAUGAGUCUGUGCUUGAAGAACAGUUUGUGGUAGAAGAGACAUGGAUUCAAUCUGCUAGCAAGAAUAUUGCUCCACCAGAAGUUUUUGAUAGUGUUGCGCUGAAAUUAACAAAUGCCAAAACUCCUAUUAGAAAUUUUAGUGUUAUGAAUGUGAAAGAGAAAGUGCAUGCUUAUGAAGAAAUUAUUUUAAUCAGUCCAAUUACAUCAAAAUCUAUGAAGAGAUCAGUUUCACAUGGAAAUAGCAAUUCCCCCAAAACUCCACCUAAUCAAGAUACCAUAUCUCAUAAAACUCCCGACACUGUUGUUAAUACAGAGACAAUAAAUUUGAAAUCAGCAGAAAUUAUUGAUGUUGAAGAUGAAUCAAAUACACCUGUUUCUAAAACAAAAAAAGGUGAUACACGUUUAAGUCAGAGACGAUCAGUUGCUAAAUCACUGAAAGUAUUGCCCUCGACAGCAAAGAUGCAGUCUAUACAUGCGGAGGCAGAAACAAAACCAACUCGGACCAGAACACGGCUGAGACUGAAGAAGAAAGAACAGAAAACUGAGCAUAUGGAGAGUGAUUUGGAGACAGCCACAUCAGAAGACAGCAUGGAGACAGAUAGUCAAGACAGCGUAGAAGAAAAUACAGAAACUGUAGAACGGUAUACAGCAAGAAGGACAAGGAGUCAUGGGAAGGAAAGAAAGGAAAAUGAGAUUGGACAGAUAGCAGAUCAGUGUUCUCAUUUAGAGAAGGAAGAAACAUGCCAGUUUGGUGACAACACUGAGCAGGAGGAAGUUACUUACACACCAACAAAAGUUGUAAGAUCCACAAGAACCAAAACGCGCCUUGCACAGAACCAGCAUAUGUUAGCUGAGGCUGAAAAAACAUCAAACAAAGAUUCAGGUGUAGGAGGAAGUUCAAGUUCUAUGGAUGGUGAUGGCACACCUCGUGCAACAAGAUCUAAGAUACGCAAACCAAAAACUGCUCAGAUUGAGGUCACCGGUUCGGACAGUGCAUUAGCUAGUCCAGCUGCUCCUAGGGUCACACGGACAAAGACUCGUAAACGUCAGCAUGAGGAAGAGUCUGAUUCUGAACAGGGCCGCCCGAAACGCUCGUGUACAUCUAAUUCUUCAGUUGAUACUGGUCGUACCAAAAUGGCAGUUAAUGAGGAAUCCAGUGAGGAUGAAGUGGUCUCACCACCAUGUCCCGUCAACAAGGUUGUCCGUCCAAUACCAUCUUUCUUGAACUCAUUGAACAAGAACUCGCACAAUCCUAUCCGACCAGCAAAUCUUCACACAGGUGGAUUGGUUAAAUCAUUUAUCUCUAGAAAUAGUCCUGCACCAAAACCUACCCUCAAGGAAAUUCAAGACAAAAGAAAACAGGAACUUCAUGAGAAGGAAAGAAAAGAGAAGGAACGACUGAAGAAGAGAGAGGAGGAACACAAGAAAAAAAUGGAAGAAAUGAGAAAGAAACGUGAGGAGAAGAUGAAAAAAGUUCAAGAAAUGCGAGAGUUACGACAACAGCAAGAGAAAGAAAACCGUUUACAGAUUGAGAGACGACUUGCUGAGAAACGACAGCUUACACAAAAAAUUAGGGAAGAAAAGAUCAAGGAAGACAAAGAAAAACAGAAACUGAGAUUACAAAAAAUGGAAGAAGCAGAAGAAAGGAGGAAACAAGAUGAAGAAGGGAGACUGAAGAAACUUCAUGAGCAGCGUGAGCAGGAAAAGUUCCACGAAGAGAUGCUACACAGGAGGAAAGAGUUUGAGGAACAGGAGCGUCUUCAGAAGAUUGAAGAUGAGAAACGACGAGCAGCUGAAAGACAGCAAGAAAUUGAACGUGAAAGAGAAAAGGAAAGAGAGCGAUUGAUGAAGAUUGAAGAGGAGAAGAAGAAAGAAUGGCAAAAGAAAAAAGAAGAACGGGAACGACAAGCAGCCCAAGAAAGAGUGGAGAAGGAAAAAGUUGAACUGGAGAAGAAAAGAGAAAGAGAAAUACAGAUGAAAAAAGAAAUGGAGAGAAUACGUGAGCAGGAAAGGUUACGUCUUGCUGAACAAGAGAAAGUAAAGGAACAACAACGUAAACAUGAUGAGGAGAUCAAGAAAAUGGUCAAUAAACACAACAAUCAAGUACAGCAAAAUCAAAAUAAACAGCUGCCAAAGCCAAACAUGAACAGGACACAUUCUCUGGAAGAAGCGACUGUCCCACAGAAUACCACUAAUAAUGACUCGUAUGAAAUGACACCAAAGCGAGUACCAAUGGCAUCAACAGUGGAGAAUUACGGUAUAGAUGAUCUUAACUCAGGUGAUGAAACGGACGAUGAUGAAUGCCCUAGAAAGAAGAUACCAGAUUGGGCUCAGGGAUCCCAGUUGAAGACAUUGUUGAUCAAACAACAUUAUCAUCCACCAAAUCUUGAUGAACUUUUUGACGUGAUUGAAGCACCAGAUCUCAAUGUUCUUUUUGAGAAGAAGAAAGCACGAUUUAACAAGAGGACAAGCUCCGCCCACUGGGAUUCACCAAUACUGAAACCAGGUUUAUUGGGAAGGAUGUAAGAAACACGGCUAAUGUAGUGGGUUUAAUCAUUAUUUAUAAUACAGCAAUAACUAAUUAAAUGUGAGAGUUCAGGAUAUUCAUUUCACAGAUGUUUAUGUAACAUGCAGAAACAUGUAAUAAGUACCAGUGACAUGGAGGAUGGAGGGGAAACUGUCGUUAUUUUGGUACAAAAAAUUAUGUCAUAUAGAGAAAUGCCAGUGUAAAACAACAGUGAUAUUCUGUAACAUUUUGAGAAAUGCGAUUUGGUUGAAGAACCAGGUGUGAUAAAUUUAAGUUGAGGAACACUGAUAGAGAUAUUUGUACUGAUGAUGUGUUGUACUUGUUAAACUCUAAUUUAGGUAUUUUAGUAAAUCCUGCUUUUAUAUAGUCUUAAAAUGUUAAUAUGUAUCCACUGAAUGUAUGUUGAUUUUGGAAAAAGCAUCGAGUAGAAAAUAUGUUUGCAUUUCAUUUGUAUGUAUUUUAUUAUUCUGUGUAGAAUUAUGGUUUAUUGUUUUUAAUACUUGGAUAUCUUUUCAGGAACAGUUAUUAUUUUAAUUAUAAGAAAACCUUGACUAGGAGUUUGAUAUACAAGCAUAUCAGUUGAAAUGUUAUAAAUGUCUUCUUCAAUUCUUUACUGAAGAGGCCCCGCCCCAGGGGUACCAAGUUUUACAUAGACUUAUACAGGGCUUGAGCUAGGGGCGACUUGAGCCAAAAAGUCGCUUUGAAGCUCCCCACUGCGUUCUAAUCUAACAUCAAAGUGAAAUUGAAGUUGCCGGAUUUUUUAUCCACUAUCGGCCAGUUGACACUUGACUUGAAUACACGAUGGCAAAAUUUAUACUCCGCCUACUUCAGAUGCUGAGAAAUGCAAAGGCGAUUAUGGUCUUUGACACUUUUUAACUUUGACUAAAAUAACAUGAAAUUAAUGCAAAUUUUUUAACCCCCAGCACGACGAAGUUGUAAGGGGGGUAUACUGGUUUCAGGUUGUCUGUCCGUCCAUCUAUCUGUAGAUGCAAUCUUGUGCACCUAAUCUCCUUGUUACAAUUUAAUGAAACUUCACACAAGUGAUCAGUAGUAACUCUUAAUUGUGCAUGGUGAAUGUUAGGUUCUUCCAGAAAAAUAUUCUGCAGAGUUAUGGGACUUUUUAUUACUAUACUGUAUCUGCAUAUGCAGUCUUGUGCGCACCUAAUCUCCUGAACCCAUAGACAAAGUUUAAUGAAACUUUACACAAGUGAUCAGUAGUGACCCAAGUUGUGCAUGAUGCAUGUUAGGUUCUUUUAGAAAAAUACUCUGCAGAGUUAUGGGACUUUGUUUUUUGUUACUAUUCAAUAUACAGAGUCUGCAUAUGCAAUCUGAUCUCCUGAACCCUUGCACAGGCAGGCAGGCGGUCGGCAUCCAAGAGCAUGUCCGCUCUCUAAGUCAGUUUUCAUCUGAAUUUCACCAAAUUUGGUGACGAUGUUUUUGGGCAUAAUAUCUCAGCUGAGUUCGAUAACUAGCAAAUUCGCCCUAAACACUCUUGGAUUAUGGCCCUUGAAUUACUCAAAAUCUGCAAAUUUAGCCUUGAACGCCAUCUAAGUCAAACAGUUUUCAUCCGAUCUUCACCAAACUUGUUGACAAUGUUUGUGACAGGUUUGAUAUCAGCCAAAUCGCCCCAGGCACUCUUUGACUAUGGCCUUUGAGUUACUCGAAAAACUGCAAAUUUAGCCUUGUCCGUUCUCUAAGUCGAGCAGUUUUCAUCAGGUCUUCACCAAACUUGGUAACAAUGUGGGCAUAAUAUCACGGCCAAGUCCGAUAACCAGCCUAAUUGCCUUAGGCACUCGUGAUGUCACUGCUGUUGACAGGUAUUUAAUUGAAGACCAGCAUAAUACACAUCUGAUAUUUAAAAGGGACUGAAAUGAUUUUAUGGGUUUCCGCGUUUUGACUGCAUUACCACUGGGAGUCUAAGAGCUUGAUUCAUCAUUUGCUGAUAUGGUUUUAACUGUUUUUAUACCCCUCCCCCACCCCCUCAGUUUUGCCCUGUUACAUCCCAAAAUCUAUAUCUCAGUUAUUAUGCCCCCCCCCCCUUCGAACUGUCGGUCGGUAUGUAGACGAGUCCGUUUCCAGAUGAUAACUCAAGAACACUUGGGCCUAGGAUCAUGAAAGUUGAUAGGAUGGUUGGUCAUAACCAGCAGAUGACCCCUAUUGCCCUAUUGAUUUUGAGAUCAGUAGGUCAAAGGUCAAGGUCACAGUGACCCAGAACAUUUAAACGGUUUCCGGAUGAUAACUCAAGAACGCUUGGGCUUAGGAUCAUGAAAGUUGAUAGGGAUGUUGGUCAUGACCAGCAGAUGACCCCUAUUGAUUUUGAGAUCAGUAGGUCAAAGGUCAAGGUCACAGUGGCCCGGAACAGUUAAAUGAUUUCCAGAUGAUUACUCAAAAACACUUGGGCCUAGGAUCAUGAAAGCUGAUUGGGAGGUUUAUCAUGAUCAGCAGAUGAGCCCUAAUGCUUUUGAGGUCAAAGGUCAAGGUCACAGUGACCUGGAAUAGGUAAACCGUUUCUUGACAACAAUUUGAGAACGCUUGGGCUUAGGAUCACAAAACUUGAUAGGGAAGUUGAUCAUGAUCAGCAGAUGACCCCUAUUGAUUUUGAGUGCAGUAGGUCAAAGGUGAAGAUGACAGUGACCAGGAAGAGUUAAACGAUUUCCAGAGGAUAACUCAAGAACGCUUGGGCCUAGGAUCAUGAAAGUUAAUAGGGAGGUUAGACAUGACCAGCAAAUGAUCCCUAUGGAUUUUGAGACCAGAGGUCAAGGUCACAUUGACUCAGAACAGUUAAACCAUUUCUGGAUGAUAACUUGAGAAUGCUUGAGCCUAGGAUUGUGGAAGUUGAUCAUGACUAGAAGAUGACCCCUAUUGAUUUUGAGGUCAAAGGUCAAGGUCAUGUUGACCCAGAACAGUAGAACUUUUGUGUAUAGUGACUGAAUAAUUUCUGUUCCUUGCAGUUACUGAAUGCAUGGGUGGGGGUGGGAGGGGAUUUCGUUUUCUGCGAGCUCUUGUUACUAAAUGGAUUUGAUUCAGACUUAAAAUAGAUGUUCCACCUUAUCAUCCACAUCAUGUAACCCAAGGUGCGUAACUCUGACACCAAUUUUACUUGGAAUUUAGUGUUAAUUUUGAUGCAUUUUCACUAUAUCUCGGUUAUUACAUAAUGGAUUUGAUUCAAACUUAAAAUAGAUGUUCCACCUUAUCACCCACAUCAUGUGACACAAGGUGCAUAACUCUGACACCAAUUUUUCAUGAAUUAUGCCCCCUUUUACUUAGAAUUUAAGGUUAAUUUUGAUGCAUGUUCACUAAAUCUCAGUUAUUACGAAAUGCAUUGGGUUCAAACUUGAAGUAAUUGUUCCACAUCAUCACCCACAUCAUAUGACACAAGGUACAUAACUCUUGCACUAAUAUUUCCUGAAUUAUGCUCCCUUUUUGCUUAGAAUUAUACUUAUUUAGUGUUUUGAUACACUUUAUCUGUACCUCUCUUAUUAUUUGAUAUUUUUUAACACAGACUCAAGCUAUUGUGCAAUAUUCAUCCACUGUUGGAGUCAUUAAACACUCCAGUGACAGUCCUUGACAGAUUUAAAUGUUUUUGAUACACAGGUUUAACAUCAUAAAAUACAGGUAGAGUUCGACUUUGGCUACAAACCACCAAUUUUAUAGGAAGUUAUGGCCCCUUUCCAACUUAAAAUUUGUCAAACUUAUGGUUGUCGGACAAUAACUCACAAAAGACUUGGCAGAUUUAGAUAAAUUUCAGUACAAAUGUGUAAAAUCAUAUAAUACAGGUCAAGUUUGAUUUAAAUUGCACCUUCUUGUGGCCAUGUCUUUCUUAUGGUUGCCAUUCUUCUGCGACAAGACCGUAUUGUGGGGGUAUUCGUCACUCCUUUGAUGGGUCAUAAACAUCUUGAGGGAUCUUCAAACUUAGUCAGUAGCAUCAUGUAAGGUCCUUUCCCAAUGUUAUUCAAAUAGGGUGUGCUCAGCCCCUUUAAGGAUCUGGUAUAGCUUCAAGUAGAAAUACCUUUAAAUGACUUUUUCUCAUGUCCUGUUUGAUGGAUCUUAAUCAAACUUAGUCUGUAGCAUCAUUGUAAAAAACUUGUUUCCAAAAUUAUACAGAUUGGGUCAACCUGUCCUAUUUUAGGGUCUGCUAGAGAUAAAAAUAUGUAAAAAUAGCUUUCAAAAGUUUUUCAUGGAUCUUUAUCAAACUGGUCUGUAGUGUCAUUGUAAGGUCCUCUUCCAAACUUGUUCAAAUAGGGGGACCAGUCCUCCUUUUAGGAGCUACUAAAACUAAAUAUUGAAAUACUUUCAAAAGAUUUCUUCUUAACAUUAUAAAAAAACUAUCUGAAACCCAUUCAGCCUGCUCCAUUGGUCUGUGUGUAUAUUUUCCAGCCAUUUUUAAGAGGCAUGUAGGGGAGACAUAGUUUUUGCCCUGUACCUCCGCCCAUCCAUCACACUUCAUUUCCAAUCAAUAACUGGAGAGCCCGCCCGCUUAGCUCAGUAGGUAAGAGCGUUGGUCUACGGAUCGCGGGGUUGUGAGUUCAAUCCUCGGGCGGGGCGUAUGUUCUCCGUGACUAUUUGGUAAACGACAUUGUGUCUGAAAUAAUUAGUCCUCCACCUCUGAUUCAUGUGGGGAAGUUGGCACUUACUAGCGGAGAACAGGUUUGUACUGGUACAGAAUCCAGGAACACUGGUUAGGUUAACUGCCCGCCGUUACAUGACUGAAAUACUGUUGAAAAACGGCGUUAAACCCAAAACAAACAAACAAUAACUGGAGAACCAUUUGUCCUAGAACCUUCAAACUUCAUAGGGCUUACAGAGUAGAUGACCCCUAUUGUUUUUUAGGUCACUCGAUAAAAGAUCAAGGUCACAGGGGCCAGAACAUGGAAAUCCAUAACUUGAGAACCACUUGUGCCUUAACAUUGAAACUGCAUAGGAUGAUUGGACAUGUGUAUUAGAUGACCACUAUUGAUCUUUGGGCCAUUCUUUCAGAGGUCAAGAUCACAUUAAACUGUUUCUAAUCUAUUACUUGAGAACCUGGUUCAACUACUUGACCCAGAAUGUUGAAACUAUAUGGGAUGAUUUAACAUGCCGAGUAGAUGAUCCGUAUUGCACUUCAGUCACUUAUUUUCGCUCCUGUCGACUAUCAACUUCUUGCCUAUUACUACCAUGCCAUGUGUUUUACUACAAGAGCAUCUAGUUAAUUUAAUCAACUUCUGCUGCCUCUGGAACUUUUGACACCUGGAUCAUAUAUUGGUCCUUUCCAAAGUUGCACACUAGCCUGUUUAUGCUCUGAAACUCGUGAGCAAUCUAGGGCCACCAAGGCCCUCUUGUUUAUUUAAUAAAAUUAUUUUUAAUGUAUUUUUGGAGAAAGGUGGAUAAUUCCCUGCUACUGAUUUAAGUUUGCAAAUCUGCUUUUAACUUAUGUCAUUGAUUUGAAGAAAAACAUGAACAACUUAAAUAUUUAUGUAGAAUUUAUAUAAUUCAACACUUUGAAAUUUGAACAAUUCAGUAGCAUAAUUAUACCCCCACAAAACGAA